UCCUGACGGCGCAGAGACGCGGACGCGCUCAUCACGGGGACAGUCAGGACCCGCGCUCUGGGAUCCCGGUUUUCUUUUUGUGUGUGUGAUCUUCUUCUUCUUCUUCUUUUUCUUUCCUUCUGGCUUCUCCCUUCCAACCCCCCAUACAAGCCGCUUUGACAGCAAUGAAGGAACUCGCCUGUUUGGGAUAAUUUUAAUAAUGGUUCGCUUCAAACGUCCACUGGCACCGCGCUGGAGCCACAGCUGAGCUUUCAUUCAUUAAGUCCGACUGGAUUCUCGCGGCGUGAUGGAUACAAAUGAGUUCGCAUUGCUGAAACUUUUUCUUGUUGGGCUUUUGGUGAAUGCCUGGAUGAUGAGAGGGUUGUCAGCCACUGACAGCUUCAACAUAGAGCCAACUUCUCCCCAGCCGAAGAAGGUCUGCAAUGAGUCCCGUCUGCAGUGGGAGAUGGAGGUGUGUGGAGAGGACUUCAAGCGGAAGAUGGCUCACAUAGACCAACAGUACUGGUGUAACCUCACACACUUCAUCAGAGAGUACCACUUCUUCACCUUCUGCACGGAGGAAAAGUCCCAAAUCCUGGACUGCUACUGGCCCAACCCACUAGUGGAGAGCUACAUCAUCCGCAUACACAAGCACUUUUUCUCCAACUGCACCAUGGAGCCGGUGAUAUGGGUCGAUCCGCCGGACGAUACGUUAACCAUCCUCAUCCUCAUCCCCGUUUUUCUCACCUUGGCCAUGAUUGCAUUGGUGGUCUGGUGCAGCAAGAGGAGUGAUAUCCUGGCUUAGGUCACGAAGAUGCAAGAAAAAGAAGAGAAGGACUAAGUCUGAGGCUCCAAUCUCUGAAAUACUAAACACAACGAAGGAGGGAACAGACUACUGUUACCGUUGGAUCAAAUUAUCCCAUAGGUUGUGCCACAGAUCCUCCAAACUUCUUGUAAAAAUGAAGAAAGUAAAGCCUGGUUGUACAAAGUAGCAUAUUUCUUAAAAUUUUAAUAUACUGUGUGUAAUUUUUUAAAUUUUGGAUGUUGACCUGUUACCACUCAGUGUGUUGAACGGUUCCACAGGUCUUUUUAGGACAGAAUUUGACUUUAUAAUGUACAGUAGAAUUCUGGGGAAGCAUGUUUGCUUGCUUUCUUGAAGACAGAUGACAAGAUGGUACCGCUCUCAUGUCUUUACAGUAAAUAUGAAGCUACAGUCAGCAACUGGUUAACUUAGCUUAGCGUGAAGACAGAAAACAGCCUGGCUUUGACCGUCUACUGCAUCAGCACUUCUAAAACCCAUAAUUAAUUUUGACAGAAUCUUCUUCUCACAAAGUAUUAUGAUACAUAAAAACAACAAAACCCCACCUUGUUGCUUGUCUUUGCUUGGAUCAAACCAGCAGCAUCAACUGUUUUAAUUGGUGAGUUUAAUGUGCUUCAUACAGUAGGUGGUUUUGGUUACCUUUGGAGACGUCCAUGCUGGCUGUCUCCCUGUGUUUUCAAUCUUUAUGCCAAACAUACCAGCUGCUGUCUGUAGCUUCUUAUGUAGGAUAGUCAACUCGUCUAAUUCUUGAGAAAAUGAAUAAGCAUAUUUCCCGUAAUGUUGAAAUGUUCCUUUGAGAAUUUUGGUUGUUUAAUGUGUCAUCACUUAUUGGGUAAUUUGACCAAUGGGACGAUUGACCAAAUCUUGGAUGCAUUCCUUAAAGCUCAUGGAUCCAGACUUUUGACCUCGAGAGAUUCUUGUCAGAGCACUGUAUCACUGCUGAAGGCCAAAGUAUCCACCAAGCAUCAAAGUCAGCGACUGACCUCUAAACCACUGGGAAAUAAGACUCCCUGAAGGCACGGUUGGUAAAUAUUUUAACAUGGAACUGCAUGCUUGCUUGAAAGGAUGGCAAAGAAGCCAAAUUCAGACUUAAUAUUGUUUCAAGGAAUAUAAAGUUUCGUCUUACUGUUGAGUCACUGAAUGGACUUUAACCACUGGAAAGGAUACACUGCCCAAAGACAAGGCAACACUAUGAUUCAUGUAUUUUGGGACUUGAAUUUCUUGUGUGACUACCUGAGCCCCAAUGGACUGUUUUAUUACAGCGUAACUUAUCUAUUAUUGUUGAAUAAAAUACUGUUAAUACUCACAAAGAGGGGUUCUCAAUGGAAUCUAAAAAAUAAUGAACUGAUAUUGAGGCCUCGUACUGUACAGUUACGUUUUCUGUCUGUGCUGUCUACUGUAACUGCAUUGUCUCUUCAGUGUUACUCAGACCAGUGAGGAAUACACACUGACGCUUUGAAAUUAAUUUCUUUUGGAGAAAGCUUUGAUUUAAUGUACGCACUUCAUCGGUUCUUUGAACAGUGUCCACCAACCACAAGCCAAACUAAACCAAGCACUGCUUUUUUUUGUUUUUCCUUUCCUCCAAAGCAACAUCAAUCUUUGUUUCUCAGCUCUCACAUACAUGCUAUGUGUCACUAAAACUGCUGUCCAUGGAAACUGAAACUCCUCAAAAGAAGUACCUUGAUUAAAUCUCAACUGUCUCUUAAAAUGUUUGAUUGCUCUUUCAUUAUUUUAAAAAAGUGAUCACACCUUUUGACCCAGCAUUUGUGAUGUGAUGUGUCUUAUAUCUACAGAUUUAUGCCUAUAAUGUUGUCCAAACUGCCAGGUAUCUGCUGUCAGUUGCCUUCUCUUCCUUCAGGGCCAUUUAAAAAAUAAGCCUACCUGUUUUUAGUCACUUAAUAUAUAAUGUGUGAAGUGUAUUUAUUGAUUUAAUUAAGCAAAUAUGCCUAAUAUAAUUUAAACAACAGCAAAAUCCUGCAAAAAUACAUAAAUGGGAUUGCUUCAGCUUCUCAUAUCUGUUUUAAUAAUCUCUCUAUAUAGUAGUUUUCUUUUUUAGUGGCACAGUCAGCCAUUACAGUGCAGAUGUACAGCAAAGUGCAGCUGUAGACCUUUAACGAUGUUUAGGCUACUUAAACUCAUUCUGGUAUUGUUUCCAGUAACUGCUAUGUACCAGUUGCUCCUCCUUUCGAAAUAUGACUAAACUUUGCUUUUAGUUUUCUGCUGAGGACUCAUUAGAUUUGGUGUGUUUAAAGUCCUUUUCGGUCAGAAUAUGCAGCAAGAUUUUUACAUUGACUUUCUUCAUGGCUUUAUUCAGACAUACUUGCAACAGUCCUCAUUAUGUGCACCAUCAAGUGAUGUAUAAUACAUAGCAAUGCACUAAUAAACAAAAGACAAAACCAAAAUUAAUGGUAAUGAUUUUCAAAACACUAAAACUACGUUGUGUGAUGAUAUAACUAUUGCUUUACUAACAUUGGUAGCAGCUGUGAUGGAGCUCAGGACUCUGCAAGACAACCUGAGGAUGACCACUAUGUAAAAAAAAAAGAAAAAAAAAAAGAGCUCAACUGUCUCUGGUGAAGUAAGGUACACAGUGGGACUUGCCAUUAGAUCUUGAUCAAUCCUGUCUCCAUGUCAGGGACAAUUUAUAUUUCUAAGUAAUUAAUAAAGUUACUGCUGUUGUU
Amphiprion ocellaris (clown anemonefish) is the source of this 3477-nucleotide messenger RNA. RefSeq names its product receptor activity-modifying protein 3-like. Gene Ontology annotation, cellular component: membrane; cell surface; signaling receptor complex. Bases 287 to 784 code for a protein of 165 amino acids. Gene Ontology annotation, biological process: calcium ion transport; regulation of G protein-coupled receptor signaling pathway; protein localization to plasma membrane. Gene Ontology annotation, molecular function: coreceptor activity. The transcript has 4 exons. The record is from RefSeq and is a predicted model, not a curated record. Lineage: Eukaryota; Metazoa; Chordata; Actinopteri; Pomacentridae.